Messenger RNA from Carassius auratus (goldfish), 2268 nucleotides. RefSeq names its product transmembrane p24 trafficking protein 6 (gene tmed6). NCBI's taxonomy places the organism in Eukaryota, Metazoa, Chordata, Actinopteri, Cypriniformes, Cyprinidae. The transcript is spliced from 4 exons. The record is from RefSeq and is a predicted model, not a curated record. The coding region runs from base 91 to 819 and encodes 242 amino acids.
AGUUAAUCAUCAUCAGAAACUUUAGUGCACUCAAACUGAACAGCUCACCUGUUUCAUUUAGCUUAUUACCAGUUAUAAUUCACAUUUGAAAUGUUACAGAAAGGCUUUUAUCUGGUUUGGCUUCUGUUAUUAUUUGGGUUGAGCAACAGUGGAGCGCUGAAGGACCCUCAUCCAGAGCUUUCUGAUCAGGACCUUUUCUGGGGAGCUGACCAGUAUGACUUUUCCAUCAUGCUGCGUGCUGGAGACCUCCAGUGCUACUGGCACUUUGCUCACUUCGGCGAGCACUUCUACUUAAACUUCAUGGUCCAGCUGGUGACCGGUGUGGCUCUGGACCGACAUCUCUCUGUGAUUGUUAAUGCUCCGAGCGGUUUAAUAGUCGGCAAAGUUGACGAUGCAAGUGGUCAGAUUGCCUUCAGUGUUAAGGAGACUGGUUUUUAUCAGAUGUGCUUCAGUAAUUUCCACAAUCGCUUCGGGAGCAUGCAGGUUUCCCUGAACUUUGGUGUGUAUUAUGAGGGACAAAAGGAAGAAGAGAAGAAAAAGAAAGAAGAGGAUAUGAAACAGAUAAAUAGUACACUGUCCUUCAUUGAGGAAAGCAGCAGCAGGCUGCAGAGGUUUGUCUUCCACAUGUGGCGUCAUUAUAACUACGAGCGAAUGAGACGUGGCACCGAUUUCUACCUGCUUCAGUCCAACUCCACUUAUGUGAACAUCUGGUCUGCUGUCCAGAGUCUGCUCAUCAUCACAGCUGGAUACCUGCAGCUCUACUGCCUCAAGAGACUCUUUAACACCAAACCAGCAGAUGGAGAUAAACCCCGCUGUUAACAUCGACACCAGACCAGCAGAGGGAGACAAACCCACUGUUAACAUCAACACUACACCAGCAGAGGGAGACAAACCCCACCGUUAACAUCAACAAUACACCAGCAGAGGGAGACAAACCCUGCUGUUAACAUCGACACUACACCAGCAGAGGGAGAUAAACCCCUCGGUUAACAUCGACACUACACCAGCAGAGGGAGACAAAACCCGCUGUUAACAUCGACACUACACCAGCAGAGGGAGACAAACCCCGCUGUUAACAUCGACACUACACCAGCAGAGGGAGACAAACCCCGCCGUUAACAUAGACACUACACCAGCAGAGGGAGACAAAACCCGCUGUUAACAUCAACACUACACCAGCAGAGGGAGACAAACCCCGCUGUUAACAUCAACACUACACCAGCAGAGGGAGACAAACCCCGCUGUUAACAUCGACACUACACCAGCAGAGGGGGACAAACCCCCUGUUAACAUCAACACUACACCAGCAGAGAGAGACAAACCCCGCUGUUAACAUCAACACUACACCAGCAGAGGGAGACAAACCCCGCUGUUAACAUCAACACUACACCAGCAGAGGGAGACAUACCCACUGUUAACAUCAACACUACACCAGCAGAGGGAGACAAACCCCGCUGUUAACAUCAACACUACACCAGCAGAGAGAGACAAACCCCGCUGUUAACAUCAACACUACACCAGCAGAGGGAGACAAACCCACUGUUAACAUCAACACUACACCAGCAGAGGGAGACAAACCCACUGUUAACAUCAACACUACACCAGCAGAGGGAGACAAACCCCGCUGUUAACAUAGACACUACACCAGCAGAGGGAGACAAACCCACUGUUAACAUCGACACUACACCAGCAGAGGGAGACAAACCCCGCUGUUAACAUCAACACUACACCAGCAGAGGGAGACAAACCCCGCUGUUAACAUAGACACUACACCAGCAGAGGGAGACAAACCCACUGUUAACAUCGACACUACACCAGCAGAGGGAGAUAAACACCGCUGUUAACAUCAACACUACACCAGCAGAGGGAGACAAACCCCGCCGUUAACAUCAACACUACACCAGCAGAGGGAGACAAACCCACUGUUAACAUCGACACUACACCAGCAGAGGGAGACUUUUUUUUUUACCAAGAAAUGCAUUUAUUAAGAUGCGGAACACCGUAUCUCUCUUUAUGACCACAUCAAACAGGAGAAUUUUAAAAAGCGCACUUCAGCUUCACCUCAGCAUCAGGCGUGAGUCAAACGAGCGCGGAAAAGCUACAGCAGCCAAAUCAACUUAAGUAGAACAACUGCGAACUUCAGUCUUAUGAAAUGUUAUUAGACUAGCCUUUAUGUCAGUAAAACACACUUUCCUAAGGAGCCCCUCUGGUCCCACUUUGUCAAAAAAAAAAAAAAAAAACUAACUCGUGGCCUCAAGAUAAGUUAAC